AAAACAACAAAUAUUUGCAACGCUUGCAGAGAGGGAAGGGGUUAUUUACGUCAUUUCAACUGAAUCCCCCAACCCCAAAACCCAGAGGAUAGGGUUUUUGUUGCCAUCCGCCGAGAGAGCAGAGCAUUAAGAAUACGCUCUCUUUCGGUUUCUCCUCUCUCAGCAUUCUCUCUGUUUUAUUUCUCAAUGUUUUUCUCUAACUUGCUAGCUCUCUGUUUCGUUCUCUCUCAAUAUCGUUAAUUCUUUUGUUGUUCAAAACCCUUUAGGCUUUAGCCCCCUGUUUCUCUCUGUUCAAGCUUCAAAAAAAAGGAAUGGUUUAUGGUCUGAUGGAUCUUAGCGAAAGAAAAUCAUGGUGUGAAGAAAACGGGAGUGUUGAGAUCAAGAAGUACUGUACUGAUUGCAAAACCACCAAGACACCAUUAUGGAGAGGUGGACCUGCUGGGCCCAAGUCACUGUGCAACGCUUGUGGGAUCAGAUACAGAAAGAAGAGAAGAGCUAUGCUGGGUUUGGAAAAAGAUUCAGUGAAGAAAAAAAGAACCCAUAUCACCAGCCUCACAACCAUCACUACUAGCUCUGCAAAUACCAGCAAUAACACCUCAGAUUCGAAUUGUAACGCUGAUGAAUUGAAGGAAUCUUUAAAGAUGAGACUAAUCGUUGUGGAUGGGAAAAUGAUGUUUCAAAGAUCAUCAAUAGUAAAGAAACAGAGGUGUCAGAGGAGAAGAAAGCUACGAGAGGAAGAGCAGGCUGCUUUUUGUCUGAUGGCUUUGUCCUGUGGCUCUAUUUUUGCAUGAAGCAGGAAAAAGAAAGAAGAGAAACGGAUCUCAACAGUAAACUCUAACCCUACAUACCUUUUGUUUGUCCUUUUAGAUUAGCGUGCUUUUCUUUUUCUAGGGGAAAAAAAGAAAGAAAUGAAAUGCCCAUGUCCUUGACCAUUUUGUUUGGGCCUUUUGGCUUUCUUCUUCUUCUCUUCUCUGUUUUAAAAGGAAGAAAAAAGAAAAGAAAUCAAGGGACUGAAAUUCCUUGUUAAUGGUGAUGAUACAAUGUAGAUAGUUUAUUAUCAUCCAUAUCGUGUUCUA
Molecule: messenger RNA, 1076 nt
Organism: Jatropha curcas
Lineage: Eukaryota; Viridiplantae; Streptophyta; Magnoliopsida; Malpighiales; Euphorbiaceae
Product: GATA transcription factor 15
Biological process (GO): regulation of DNA-templated transcription
Molecular function (GO): zinc ion binding; sequence-specific DNA binding
Source: RefSeq, a predicted model, not a curated record